AUGCUAGGCAUGGUGAUCGAUGCUAUGAUUGAUACGGGAUCAGUGGUAUCAAUCGUCCCCCUUGGCCUACUGUUGGAGGCGAAGGAAGAAAAAGAUCGAUCUGGACAGUCUGAGGUGAAUGUGCAGGGAGCAGGGCAAGCCCGUGUGCAGUUACAUAUCCAAAGAAGCAAGGAUAAAAUAGUACUGCUAGGGACAAAUGCACUCCAAGCACUGAAUAUCCAUAUACAAGUGGGUGAGCCCAUAGUAGAAACAAGAACCCAGGACGAGAACGGUGAAUGCGGUGGCCCAGUGCGAGCAAUUCAUAGGCAUGUCAUCCCCGCGGGAGGGAUUUCUACAGUACCGGUCUCAGGCGCAGGAGUGGACGAGUGCAUAUUUUGGUCCAAUAAUGAUCGCAUUUCUUCCGGUGUACUGAAAGCGACAUGCGGCGAGGCUCUGGUAUCAGUUAGGAACAAUACUCACGAGCCUUGGGUCAUUCGCAAGGGUGAAACCCUAGGGAAAUGGGACAAAGAAGCAUGGUACGAUCCUAGGACACGGGAACUGCCUGGAGACAUGCUGGAACUGUCCCACAAACUUCCAGAAAUAGGGAGAAAUAGAGUCGAAGACCUAAUAAUCUUACUCAAUAACAACCGGAAGGCAGGUCAGCUACCUGAAGAAAUGGUGACGCUUGUAUCUGAAUAUGAGGAUGUGUGUGACAUGUUGGUCGACCUCAAGAAACGGGGCAUCAUUGAGGAUAGCUCCUCCCCGUGGGCCUCACCAAUAGUCCUGGUGGCCAAAAAGGAUGGAUCGAUUCGAUUGUGCGUUGACUAUAGGGAAGUUAACAAAGUGAUCAAGAAAGAU
Messenger RNA from Ostertagia ostertagi, 837 nucleotides. Lineage: Eukaryota; Metazoa; Nematoda; Chromadorea; Rhabditida; Trichostrongylidae. The record is from the annotation of a GenBank genome assembly.